CUCCCUGAGUGCCUCGCUCCGGCAUGGCUGCCGCUUUCACAGGAGUGUCUGUAAUUCUCGGCUUCCGGUCGUAGCGGGCCAGCGCUCAUUUCCCUGCUGGAAGCUGGGUAGAGCCGGGGAGAGGUGUGGGGUGAACUGUGAGAGAGAACCGCGAGCAUCCGCUCCGGCUCCUGAAGGAGAAGAUGGCCGAGGGCGAGCGGCAGCCGCCGCCAGAUUCUUCAGAAGAGACCCCUUCAGCUACUCCGACCUUCAUCAUUCCAAAAAAGGAGAUCCACACAGUCCCAGAUAUGGGCAAAUGGAAGCGCUCUCAGGCAUAUGCUGACUACAUCGGCUUUAUCCUAACCCUGAAUGAAGGUGUGAAAGGGAAGAAGCUAACCUUCGACUACAAAGUCUCUGAGGCCAUUGAGAAGCUGGUGGCACUUCUUGAUACGCUGGAUAGGUGGAUUGAUGAAACCCCGCCAGUGGACCAGCCUUCCCGAUUUGGGAACAAAGCCUACAGGACCUGGUAUGCCAAACUCGAUCAGGAAGCAGAAAACUUGGUGGCUACAGUGAUCCCCACCAACCUGGCUGCUGCUGUGCCUGAAGUGGCAGUUUACCUGAAGGAGGCUGUGGGGAACUCCACACGCAUUGACUAUGGCACAGGGCAUGAGGCUGCCUUUGCUGCUUUCCUCUGUUGUCUCUGCAAGAUUGGUGUACUCCGGGUGGACGACCAGGUGGCUAUUGUCUUCAAGGUGUUUGAUAGGUAUCUUGAGGUUAUGCGGAAGUUGCAGAAGACAUACAGGAUGGAGCCUGCGGGCAGCCAGGGCGUGUGGGGUCUGGAUGACUUCCAGUUCCUGCCCUUCAUCUGGGGCAGCUCCCAGCUCAUAGACCACCCCCACCUGGAGCCCAGACAUUUUGUGGACGAGAAGGCGGUGAGCGAAAACCACAAGGACUACAUGUUCCUCCAGUGCAUCCUGUUCAUCACCGAGAUGAAGACCGGCCCCUUUGCAGAGCACUCCAACCAGCUGUGGAACAUCAGUGCUGUCCCGUCCUGGUCUAAAGUGAACCAGGGCCUCAUUCGCAUGUAUAAGGCGGAGUGCCUGGAGAAGUUCCCUGUGAUCCAGCACUUCAAGUUCGGGAGCCUGCUGCCCAUCCAUCCGGUCACAUCAGGCUAGGACAGGCUGAACCACCAGAGCCACCCUGGCCAGGUUCCUGUGCCCUCUCUGACCCAGCACCCCUCCCACCCACCUUCUGUUCUUUCUGUUUGAUGAGAUGGGUGCUAAGCAGGGUCUGAGUUGGGGGAAUUAACCAGAGUAUGGCCAGUUUUUGACUGUCCAUCUGGUGGACAAGCAAGAAGAGAGGGACUUGGACAUGGUCCCAGGCCCUGCCGUCCCUGUGUUCCUGCUUCCUUUCCCUCCUGCCCAGGCCUAUUUGGAGGAGACAAGGACAUCCUGCUCUUCCCACUGCUUCCCCCUCCCCCUCCCAUGAUAUGACGUCUCCCUCACUAAGAGCGGGGUGGGGGUGGGGGGCUCACCUCUGGAGACCGGCUGGUGGGUUUCCCACUAGCCAUGUUCCACUAGGUGUCUGCUUUGAGGCUGGAGGGUGAGGCUGGGGUGGGGAGAUGAUUGUGUAGUGACCAUGGAUGAUAAGGCUUCCCAAGGUCCCAUCCUAGGCCCUGGGGAGCUGAUUGUAUCCUCAUGCUGGCUUGGUUGGUUCCCUGGCCCUUGGCUUUGCUAGGUUCCUGACUGCUAAUACCCUUUCCUGGGGGUAGCCUAGCUGUGGGCGCUGCCCUGGCUCCUGGGAGAGCCCACUACUUGGUGAGAUCUGACUUGCCAGAGCCAUCAAGCAGGGAGAGGUGGAGACUCAGGGAGGCAGUAGGACGGCUGUGUGUGGAGAGCCCACUUUCCUCCAGUCUUGGACCUCCUGAGUCUGCUGCCUCCCACCUACCUGCUUUGAGUGGUCUUAAAGUUCCCCUGAGGCCCUUGGCUUGCUGCUCUGCUUCCUCAGGUCCGUUUGUGGCUUAUGUGGGAGGGCAAAGAAGGCAGCAGCCCUCUGUCCUGCUUCCCUUUGUGAGAUGAGAUAAGUGCUGGCAUAAACUCAGAAUGGGUAGACUGCUAAGGGGGCUGCCACAGUCGCCAGUUCUCUCCCGGCGAGUGGCUGAGCUGGGACCUGCAGGCUUCCCUGUUCCACUUGGGCCUGCCCUGCUGCACUGCCCAUCCUGCCUGUGCCCACCUAGCUUUUGAGGAGUGGACACUGAGAAGCACAACCCAGGGGCUUGGCCAGGGAUUAACUAUGAUCUGGGCAGAGCAGGGACUGAAGUUAUCAGAGUCAUGACAGUUUACCAAAAAAGGACCAGGGCCAGCCUUCCUUCCAGGGCCAGGCCACUGCCUUCCUGGCUCCCUUCCCUGUUCCUGCAUCCCCAGCCCUGCGCCUUCCUUGCUGUUUGGAUUAAAGCCUCUGUUUUACACCUGU
Messenger RNA from Rattus norvegicus (Norway rat), 2451 nucleotides. It is a transcript of the gene Ptpa, whose product is annotated as protein phosphatase 2 phosphatase activator. The coding region runs from base 183 to 1154 and encodes 323 amino acids. The transcript has 10 exons. Gene Ontology annotation, molecular function: phosphatase activator activity; peptidyl-prolyl cis-trans isomerase activity. The record is from RefSeq and is marked provisional. Gene Ontology annotation, cellular component: cytoplasm; nucleus. Lineage: Eukaryota; Metazoa; Chordata; Mammalia; Rodentia; Muridae.